Molecule: messenger RNA, 1409 nt
Organism: Melitaea cinxia (Glanville fritillary)
Lineage: Eukaryota; Metazoa; Arthropoda; Insecta; Lepidoptera; Nymphalidae
Exons: 3
Coding region: 435-1409 (324 amino acids)
Source: RefSeq, a predicted model, not a curated record
UCAUGCAGUGCACAAUGAGCAUAGCAAGACAACCAAAUUGCGGGUUGUGUUCAAUGGGAGUCUGAAAUCACAAUGUAAAAUAUCACUUAAUAAUGUCAUGUUAAAUGGACCAAUAGUUCAAAUUGCAAACAGUUACCUAUGGUUUGAAAUCAUCUACAUACUUAGCUACAAGGUGUUUGUUGGAGCUUGCUUAUAUCUAUAAAGACAGGUUUCCACUAGCUGCAGAUGCUAUAAUUAGAAAUACUUAUGUAGAUGAUAUAAUAUGUGGCGCUGACAACAUAGAUCAGCUUCGGAAUCUGAAACAAGAGCUUAUACAAUUAUUAAGCCUUGGCAGUUUUACACUACAUAAAUGGUGUUCAAAUAAUACACAAAUUUUAGAAGAUAUACCAUCAAAUAGGAGGUAUUUUGAGCAUAUUAAUAUUAAUAAAGACAACAUGAUUAAAACUUUAGGAUUAAAAUAUAAUAUACUUACCGAUUCCUUCGUAUUUUCAUGUCCAGCGCAAGAUUUAAAGUUACUUAAAACUAAAAGGGAAAUUUUAAGUUUUAUAGGUAAAAUAUAUGAUCCUUUGGGACUUAUUGGCCCUAUAAUAGUUACAGCUAAAUUGUUUAUGCAAAGUUUAUGGAGUUUAAAAAUAAAUUGGGAUGAGGCUAUACCCUCAAGCCUGCUAGAUAAGUGGUAUAAAUUUGGUGAAAGUUUAGAGAAGAUGAAUCCCAUCAAUACUCAGCGUGGUAUUGUUUUUGGUGAUACUAAUAAUGUAGAGCUGCUCGGUUACUGUGAUGCUUCAUUUGAUGCAAUAGCAUGCUGUCUCUAUUUAAGAGUUUUUCAUAGAGAUGGUAGAGUUAGUGUAGCCUUACUGUGUUCUAAGUCUCGAGUAGCACCUUUAAAGAAAACACUCACAAUUCCAAAUUUAGAACUAAAUAGUGCUCUUCUUCUCUCUCAAUUAACACACAAAGUAAAUAAUACACUUAAGGCGCGUUUUCCUUUAAGAACGAUUUUGCAUUCAGAUUCACAGAUAGUUUUAGCUUGGUUAGGUAACAAGAACAUAAAGAAAAAUACUUAUGUUUCAAGAAGAGUAAGAGAAAUUACAGAUUUAACUAAAGAUUUUACCUGGACCUAUGUCAAAGGUAAAGACAACCCUGCAGAUUUGUUGUCGCGGGGAACUGCUCCACAUAAAUUGGAGGAGAGCUACAUGUGGUUUCAUGGACCACAGUACUUGUCUGAUAAAUACUAUGAACAUAUUAUGUAUGAUUAUAAAUCUUGUGUAGUGACGGAUAGUAUGCCGUGUGAUACCCUUAUAAAUAGUGAUAAAUCAGUUAAAAAAUUUUGUAAUGUAGGACAGUUCGAUUUAAGUGAGGAUAUAUUCUAUAGAUAUUCAAAUUUUUAUAACUUACCUCUUUGUAAAUCUUGA